CUGGCUUUCACCAUGGCCAACCAAGCAGACCAAGUCCGUCUUAUAGACGCUUUUGUGGAGGAAUAUUAUGAAACAUGGUACAUGUACGAUCGGGCAGCUGCGAUUGCACGAAGCCAGUGCAUCAAAGCCCUGGAUUCGCAAGGCAUCCGCCAGAUCACCACGUAUCGUGCAAAGAGCCCCGAGCGGCUGAGGGAAAAGCUACUCCAACGACUGCAACGGCGACCAGGAGGAUACCCGGAUCGGAAAUCGAUCAAAACGGACAUUGUGGAUCUGGCUGGCGUGCGCAUUGCCGUGUAUUUCCCGGACGACCGCCACAAAGUGCAGAACCUCAUUCGCCGUCUCUUCCACGUCAACGACGAGAUCCGCUUUCCGAGAGAAGAGGACUCGGCGGUCAUCCAUGAGUACCAGCGGGAAUUCCAAGGGUAUCGGGCAGACCACUAUCGAGUCCAGUUACGCCGAGAACAGCUCAGCGAAGUCAGUGAGAUUCCCCAUGGGCCAUGCAGUGGCGCACCACCGGUCGAUGCCCUGAUUCAUGUCCCCAUCGAGGUCCAAGUGGCAUCGGUGUUGAUGCAUGCCUGGUCCGAGGUGAAUCAUGAUCUCGGCUACAAGGCCAUUGACGGGGAGCCCUCGCAGAAUGAGCUGCAGAUCCUGGAUGGCAUCAAUGGCCUGGUGAAUGUGAGUGAGUUGUUUCUCCGCCAACUGCAGAAUGCGGGCGAGUUACGCGUCUCGUAUCUCAAACAGACGUUCACCAACCAUUACGAGUUGGGCGCGUUUCUGCAGAAGAAUCUGGCCGAGAUUGGCGCCUUUGCCGUCGGUCCGAUGGACAUCCUGUUUAUCGUGAUCCAGUCGGUGGCCUUGGACUCGCCCAAAGCGUUGCGGCCGUUUGUGCAGAGCUGGAUGAAGAAAUCCGCCCAACCGGGCGAGGCCGCCGACGUGUUGGGCUUCUUGAAUCACAUCUUCACCGGCCAUAUGCCCACGGGGGAAACAGAGGUGUCGAAUUGGCGGAGGAUCCAGAACAUGGUGAGGGAUGCGAAACUGACCGGCGAUUAUGGUCGACGACGAGCCAUCUUGCUGGAGGCUGUCAAGGUGCAUGAUGCCCUGGCGCAGAGGGCAGGAAGACCCAAGCUGUGGCAGUUUAACGGAUCGUCCCCAAGCCCGGAUCGCGCGUACUGGCUGUACUGGAGCGUCAUCAAUUCCAAAGAUUACCCGGAAGCAGGCGUGGCCAACAUGGACCAAGCCGUGGAUGAACUGUGGAAGUGGUUUGAAGGCAGUUCGGAUAUGAAAAAGCGGCUGUCGCUGGCCAUCGCAUCCGUCCAGCAAUCCUCGGUUGGCGAUGAAAUCAUGCGGUCCAGACGACUGAGCAUCUUCUAG
This is a messenger RNA of Aspergillus wentii DTO 134E9, 1371 nucleotides long. RefSeq names its product GTP pyrophosphokinase. The coding region runs from base 13 to 1371 and encodes 452 amino acids. NCBI's taxonomy places the organism in Eukaryota, Fungi, Ascomycota, Eurotiomycetes, Eurotiales, Aspergillaceae. Gene Ontology annotation, biological process: guanosine tetraphosphate metabolic process. The transcript has 2 exons. The record is from RefSeq and is a predicted model, not a curated record.